GUGCGCAGUAACAUGGUAGUCGAUCUAAAGAUGAUCGAAGGAUUGACGCGCUACAUCCCUCCACAUGUCCAAAGUUUCACAAGACGUUCCAUCUCGUGGCAUGUUUGGAGGGCCGCAUUAAUGUCGUCCUGCGUUUGUGAAUCUCGAAGUCUGGGAAAAACUACGUUUGCACGAAAGUAUUCGGCCGAGUCGGACUUUCACAUCUACGAUCGCUUUUGGAGCGCGUCAAUCCUUCGACCGUCUUUUGAUCGGGAGAAGCCAUCGACAGAUGAUAAAUCUGGAUUGCAAGAUCUUCCCAUGCUUGGGUGCCACCAGAAUGUAUACUUCAUGUUAUGAUUCAUCUCGAAUUUAUUUCAGAUUAGAAGAAGCCGCGUCGUGCAGUAUGUUUGAAGAGCUUUGAAUAGGAUAAGAGGAUUUGGAUAUCUAACUCAAUCCUCCAUUAACGCAUCCAAGAAGUUUACGAUGGCAAUUGACAGCAUAUCGUAAAACCAUCCAGUAGUCACAUACUACAUAUCGUAAAAUCCUCACAUACUUUAGGUAUAAUCCUUUCGAAAGUAUUUGGAAACUAUUUUUUAGUAUAUUUGU
This is a messenger RNA of Marchantia polymorpha subsp. ruderalis, 585 nucleotides long. The record is from the annotation of a GenBank genome assembly. NCBI's taxonomy places the organism in Eukaryota, Viridiplantae, Streptophyta, Marchantiopsida, Marchantiales, Marchantiaceae.